AUGGACAACAGAAACCCAUAUCCUUCCGAUACCGCUGCCCACGCCGCUCACUCUUCGACGUCUUCCAUCAACCUCUCCUCACCAACUACACCUAUGUUUUCCAAGGGUCCCUCAUCACGAGGCUCUAAUUCCUCCAUAGCAUCAUCUCCGGGACCACGAGAGUCUUUCGAUAUGUACGGGGGUGCUCAACGAUUGGAGAAUGUAACGGAAGACCCACAAGAAAGAGACGAAUUCGAAGGUUACACUUUAGUCAAUGACAGGACGUACGAUUUUAACGACUAUGACAAGGCUUUUGCCCACCCUCAUGGCCAGACUUCACCUCUGAGCUCUCCUGUACAACAUGGAUGGAGUUUCGGAGAGACCGAUGAAUGGUCAUUGACGUCUCCGGGGCCUCGUUAUUUUACGCGGCGAAAGUCAAUGGACCAACCUUCUUCCACUAAUAAUCGCUGCUUCAGCAGCAAAUUUGGUUCCAUAUCACGACGUUGGAGGAAUAGAUCCGCCGCUGGUCCACAACUCUCCAUUAUCACUCAUAUCAAUUCUCCUGCUUCUCGGACUAGAUCUCUGAGCUCAUCUCAAAUUCUUAGUCCCGCUUUGAGUGCCAUCUCCAAAUAUGAGAGUUUACUGCUUGCACCGUCGGUUGCCCCAACUCCAAGCGAGGUGUCUUUCGACACCGAGAGUAGACCAAUUGAUAUGAGGACCAAGCCAUCGGAGGAAGAAGAGAUGGUCCAUGCGACCACUCCUCUAUUACCUCCAAUGCUCUCGGAGCUCGGUGAGGCGGAAGAGCCUGUUCAGUCUCCUCUUCAGUCACCGUCAAUUGCUCCCACAUCUGCGUUGAUGAGCUCGCGAACGUCCUCUGACACUCCGGUAUCAUGCCUCCCCUCGCCACCACUCUCCGCCAGACCGUCAAUGGUUUCAAUGCACACCCGGUCUCGAACGAACACAAUGACGAAUUCUCCUUUCGCGGACAUCCCGCCUAUGCAGCUCCUGGAUGACUCUUCUGACCCUUGGGCAGUUCGAUUAGGUCAUGCGAAUUUCACCAUCCACCCUAAGCCAUACACACCCGAGACCGUUGACCUCGACUCCUAUACUGAAUUCCGGAACAACUGGGACCAGGCUCGCACCAAUUAUGCCAAACAUAUCACCAGGACUGCCGAGCACUACGGUUUGACCUCCAAAGUCUACAAAUUGACUGAGGAGAAAUGGGCUUCUGUCGACCAUGUGUGGAAGAAACAACACACUCGCAUGAGGACUGCACUGGCCCCGGUACUGGUCCGUCUGAGUGAUGGGGAUUCAGAGAUGCACGAAUCCGCCACAUCAAGUACGGUUCUCGAAAAGCCAUUGACCAAGGUUGUUCUUCCCAUCAUUGACGACAAGAGCGGCAAAUUCCCCGAACUUGGGGAUGGAGAGAUUGUCGGACCGAUGGCAGUUGCCAGACCUCGGACUUUGACGAAUCCCAACAAAGGCAUGGAACCGCGAAAUCUACCACUUUCACCACGCAAGCGCAACCUUCUCAAGUUUCUGUCCGGCAUUUUCCGCAGCUGA
Rhinocladiella mackenziei CBS 650.93 is the source of this 1542-nucleotide messenger RNA. RefSeq lists its product as uncharacterized. Bases 1 to 1542 code for a protein of 513 amino acids. The record is from RefSeq and is a predicted model, not a curated record. Lineage: Eukaryota; Fungi; Ascomycota; Eurotiomycetes; Chaetothyriales; Herpotrichiellaceae. The transcript has a single exon.